UGAGCGGAAGGGCGCCUGGUGGGUCGUGGCUCCGUCCCCCGCUCCGGCCUCCCCGCCGCGCCCGGCCAUGGAAGAGGAGCUGCGGGGCCGCUUGGAGCGCGCCGGGCAGCCCCACCUGCUGCGCUUCUGGGCCGAGCUGGGGCCGGCGCAGCGGGAGGCGCUGCUGGAGCCCGAGGAGCUGGCCGAGCAUUGCCGCCGGGCGGCCCAAGCCUGCGCCCGCCACCAACGGCCCAGUCCCGGGAAGCUGGAGGGCCGCAUACAGCCCCUCCCGCCCGAGCUGGUGGGCGGCGUCGGCAGCGGCGACCCGGCGGCUCUGCAGCGGUGGGAAGAGGAAGGCCUCCGCCAGAUCUCCCAGGGCAAAGUGGCGGCGCUGCUGCUCGCUGGCGGGCAAGGGACGCGUUUGGGGGUGGCCUACCCCAAGGGCAUGUUCGACGUGGGCCUGCCCAGCCACAAGACCCUCUACCAGAUCCAGGCCGAGAGGAUCCGCAGAGUGGAGCAGCUGGCAAGCCAGAAGUUUGGCUCGCCGUGCCUGGUGCCUUGGUACAUCAUGACCAGUGAGUUCACGCUGGGGCCGACGGAGAAAUUCUUCCGGGAUCACAAUUAUUUCCACCUGGACAAGUCGAACGUGAUCAUGUUUGAGCAAAGGAUGCUGCCGGCGGUGACCUUCGAUGGGAAGGUGAUCCUGGAGGAGAAGGGCAAGAUCGCCAUGGCGCCAGAUGGCAACGGUGGCUUGUACCGCGCCCUGGUGGACCACAAGAUCCUGGAGGACAUGCAGCGACGGGGCGUCCAGUUCGUCCAUGUCUACUGUGUGGACAACAUCCUGGUCAAAAUGGCGGAUCCCGUCUUCAUUGGCUUUUGCGUCUCCAAAGGAGCCGAUUGUGGUGCCAAGGUGGUGGAGAAAGCCUACCCCGCCGAGCCUGUCGGGCUGGUGUGUCGCGUGGACGGAGCCUUUCAGGUGGUGGAGUACAGCGAGAUCCCUGCGGAAACAGCCGAGAAACGCAGUCCUGACGGUCGCUUGGCCUACCGGGCAGGAAACAUCUGCAACCAUUUCUUCAGCCUCGACUUCCUUUGGGAGGUAGUGGAGCAAUUCGAGUCGCAGCUGACGCCCCACGUGGCCAUCAAGAAAGUGCCUUACGUGGACGAGGAAGGCCGUCGGGUGGAGCCGCUCGAGCCCAACGGGAUAAAGCUGGAGAAGUUUGUGUUUGAUGUGUUCCCGUUUGCUAAAAACUUUGUCGCCUUUGAAGUCCUGAGAGAAGAGGAGUUCUCCCCGCUGAAGAACGCAGACACGGCUACCAGAGACACUCCGACCACGGCACGACGUUCCAUUCUCUCUCAGCAUUACCGCUGGGCCCUCAAGGCGGGGGGCAGAUUCGUGACGGGGGACGGGCAGCCGAUCCCGCAAAAGGAGAGUUUCUCCCAAGACGAGGAACCGCCUGCUGUGUGCGAGAUCUCACCUCUAGUCUCUUACUUUGGAGAGGGGCUGGAAAAAUAUAUGCGGGGCCAAAACCUUCCAUCUCCGUUUCUUCUUGAUGAAAGCAAAGCUGAGCUCUGAGCUUUGGCUGAAGCUGGAUGGCUCCAUUUUGGAAAAAAGGUCAAUAUUUUUUUUAAAAACUAAAGCAAUUCUUUUUAGAAAAAAAAAGUAAUUUUGAAAAAGAGCGCUUUCAGAACCAAGGCAAGUUUGCCUUCCUGGAGGAAGGUCGGAAAAACGACCGGUUAUCUGAGAAUCUUUCUUCAUAUUAAAAUGAAUUUUAAAAGCAA
Molecule: messenger RNA, 1758 nt
Organism: Pantherophis guttatus
Lineage: Eukaryota; Metazoa; Chordata; Lepidosauria; Squamata; Colubridae
Gene: UAP1L1
Product: UDP-N-acetylglucosamine pyrophosphorylase 1 like 1
Biological process (GO): UDP-N-acetylglucosamine biosynthetic process
Molecular function (GO): UDP-N-acetylglucosamine diphosphorylase activity
Source: RefSeq, a predicted model, not a curated record